Molecule: messenger RNA, 738 nt
Organism: Entrophospora candida
Lineage: Eukaryota; Fungi; Glomeromycota; Glomeromycetes; Entrophosporales; Entrophosporaceae
Source: the annotation of a GenBank genome assembly
AUGGCAUCAGCAGUAAGUUUACUGGAUAGUGGUUCAACCGAAAUAAUUAAUCCAGAUAUUUAUUUUCAAAUACAUUUUCCUCCAAAAAACUUAAAAGAGAAUGAAAAUAAAAUCCAAGAAUUUGUUGAUAAACAUCAAAAAAAAGGCAGGAGAGUUGUAUUAGUUACAAGUGGAGGAACAACAGUACCACUUGAAAACAAUACAGUGAGAUUUUUAGAUAAUUUUAGUGCUGGAAGUCGUGCAGAUUAUGCAGUCAUUUUCAUGCACAGGCAAUUUAGUUUACAGCCUUAUAGUAGACAUUAUACUCAUGCAAGUAAUAAUUUUUUGGAUUUGUUGGAAUUAAAAGAUGAUGGAAGUGUUGUAGAUUUUGUAACUGUGACGGAUUAUUUGUUUCUUUUAAGAAGUGCUACUCAAAUUAUGAAUAAAUUAAAAGAGAAUGCUAUGUACUAUCUUGCUGCUGCUGUUAGUGAUUUCUUUAUUCCAGUUCAAAAAGUGUCUCAACAUAAAAUACAAUCAGGGGAAGGUGCUUUAACAUUAAAGAUGGAUCAAGUCCCAAAAUUUCUAAAACCAAUGGUAACAAAUUGGGCACCUGAAGGCUUUAUAGUUUCUUUUAAGUUAGAGACUGAUCCAUCACUUUUAGUUGAAAAAGCAAGAAAAGCCUUAACAAGAUAUGGACAUCAAAUUGUUAUUGCCAACCUUCUAAUGACACGUAAAACUGAAAUCAUUCCAGAAUUAUAA